This is a messenger RNA of Darwinula stevensoni, 1392 nucleotides long. The record is from the annotation of a GenBank genome assembly. Lineage: Eukaryota; Metazoa; Arthropoda; Ostracoda; Podocopida; Darwinulidae.
AUGCCUCGUACGAGCGGACUCGAGUCUGGACGCUACGGCCCGUCGCAUCUCUACCGCGAGCCAGGGGUGAACCCAAGGGCUAGGAUCCCUGAGUUCUGGCGGUGGGAUCUCCCAAAUGCAAUGAAUGCUGCUGAGAUCACCGACAAGUUGGGGCUGCAUUCCCUGCGCAACCGCAACUGGUACAUCCAGGCCACGUGUGCCACAAGUGGUGAUGGUCUUUAUGAGGGACUGGACUGGUUAGCCAAUCAGCUCAAGAAUGCCAAUCGCCCUUGGAUUAUCAACGUGGUGAUUAUAGGCGUCAUUGGUGUCGUUCUGGGGAUCCGUGCGUCAAGGAGCUACAUUCCGCAACAAACGCCCGUGUCCUAUUCUCUAUCUCUUUAUGUGCAAGUGUGGCAGGAGAGACGAAAACAUAAACAUCCAGCAGUGACUCCACUCAUUCUCUUGCUGUUCUUCUCUAUUGAUGAUAAUGAACAGCAAAACACAUCACGGGUUGAGGAAAGCCAAAUUACCAGACUGCGAUCAGGAGGCAUCAAGGAAAUUCACGUACGGAAAAAGACGCCACAGAAGCAAGGGAAGAGAGAAAAUAUUGGGAAACGAGAUAGUCCAAAGGGGAAUGAGCAGAUCGUCGAAGAUACCCAGCAUGUAGAGCAGACGAAGGAUCAGAAUCCCAAAAUGGCUGCUGCUGCGCUGCUGGAAAGAGCCCAGGCGCUCUCAACUAUUGACAAAAAAGCCGGCAUUGAUGACCUCAAGAAAAUUGUGAAUUUGAAGGUAGAAGAACCAGUUCCUGGCAAUGAUGAGGAAGUUAUCAGGCUGAAGGAGAUGAGCAUUCUGGAACUUGGGGAGAGGUACCGACAGCUGGGUAAUGCCAAAGAACUUGGAGACCUGAUCAAGGAGGCUAGACCAUUCUUAGCAUGUAUCAGCAAGGCAAAAGCUGCAAAGUUAGUUCGGGAACUGGUGGACAAGUUCUUGGACAUGGAAGCAGGCACUGGAAUGGAAGUGCAGCUUUGUAAAGAAUGCAUUGAAUGGGCAAGACAGGAGAAGAGAACUUUUCUCAGGCAGUCCCUGGAAUCCCGGUUGGUUGCACUGUAUUUUGACAACCGCAUGUACACAGACGCCUUACACCUUGGUUCACAGCUAUUGCAUGAGCUGAAGAAGCUUGAUGACAAGCACCUCCUUGUUGAAGUCCAGUUGCUGGAGAGUAAGACGUAUCACGCCUUAAGCAAUCUGCCCAAAGCACGAGCAGCCCUCACAUCAGCCAGAACAACUGCCAAUGCCAUUUAUUGCCCCCCAAAGCUCCAGGCCUCUCUUGACCUUCAGUCAGGCGGCUUCUGCCAUCAGUUGGCAGCCAUGGCUCUGAUCGAACGAGCAACUCUUCGCCCCAUCAUCUACUAA